UGUCAGCAUAAGCACUGCCUAGCUUGUGCAUUAUUGUAAAACUUACAUGUGAUUUUUUUAAAACUCCCUGGCUUUAACUCGUAAGGAUUAUAAAUUACGUUCUUUAACACUGUACAUAACAUGGGAUGCUUAGGAUCGAAGGAAGAUAAGGAUUCUAACGGAGAGAAAACCGAGGAAAAACCAACUUACAGCUGGUAAGCUUGCCUCCUGAUCUAUCGAUCGUAAUUUAAAAACGCUUGCUCUCACCGUCUACUUCCUUAAACGAAUCUGUUACACUGUGAUUUAAAAAAAGAGAAAAAGAUAGUCGACAAGAUCAGAGGAAAUUCACGCACCAGCUGUUUUAAAAAUUUCCUUAUGAUCAUUCUGUCACCUGGUGAUAGCACAGGCAACGCAAGGUUGGAGAUUCGAUAAUUGACCCACAUAUGUUAUGAAAGGCUAUCAUAAUUUAAAAAUAGACUGUUUGAUUUCCAAACGUCAUCACUUUAAGCGCAAGUUUAAGUAUUCACUUACGUUUAACCUAAAUUUAGGUUAGGGUUGAAAAAGGUGUCAGCUUGUGUAACCAACAUUUCACCCAAGUAGAUGGGUCAAAAGAGUCCUUUAUAGCUACUCUCUUUUGUUUUAUAACAUUUCAAGUUUUCAUUGACCCAUGGCAUCAUCUGAAGGAGUGUUAGUAAUGUGGAUCAGAAAAAACUCAAAAGUAUGUAACAAAAAUAAUAGAAAGUAGGUUGAGUUUGAUCGUCCAGGUGAACGUAGUCCUGAAUAGGACUGUUGUUGUUGACAGUGAAAAUAAUAGAGCAGCUAAGGGCUCAAGAUUGUGCUACUGGCCAACAAUUUAAACAAUGUUACACAUGUUGUUUCAUCUGAAUUCACAAAGCACUACCGAUUUGCAUUGUGAGGUUUGCAAGCAUGCAAAACACUUAUUAGGGAAAAAAGAGAGAGACAGUGAAACUUGUAUAUAUAAUGAAAUCAAUUACAGGGACAAAAGAGCCAAAUUGGAUCCAAAAGACUACUCUAUCAGUAAUGUAACAGGAGAAACAGUUGGGAAACUGCCAGGAGAAAUAAAUGGACAGCAAUUUAUUAUCCAGAAUUGCCAGGUAUUUUGAAAAUUAAAAAUACUGUAAUACAUGUAUACUUAUCGAAAAAGGUAACAGCGCUUUUUUACCCCUACACCCUACAAUUUGUAUCAAAAUCUCUUUCUUUAUUGACACAACUGUUAGGUGAUGUAAACAUGGUUCCUAUAACCAUGGAAACCCAGCAUCGUUUACCCUAGAAAAAACAUUACAUUAAUGUUUAGUACAUGUUUUUGUUUGUGCAGGGCUGCAACAUUUUUAUCUUGGAUCACACAGACUCCGUAACAAUUGAUGAUUGCAUCAACUGCCGUAUUGUCCUUGGGCCAUGUGGAGGAAGGUUAGUUAGUGUAUUCUUUUGAGUUAUUAAACCUUAACGGCCAUGCUAUAAUAUGGUUGAUCAAUGCAAGUACAGUGUGCACUACUGUUUGAAAAGAGAGUAGGAUGUUUCUUGAUUGGAAUGGUUUGUCUGACUGUUAUCAUUUCGCUCACUGCACACGGUUUCCACUUCAGGUGUGUUACAUUAAACCCAUACUUACAUGUAAGUUGACUUAUUGUGGCCGCCAGUGAAGCCUUCUGUGAUGAUGUCCAAACAUACUGCAGGUCUACACUGCACAUGCCUAGCUCUCAUCUGUGACAGAACUCUUUUCUCUUAUGCAUUAUAAGGAGUAAUUAGGUUUGUCGUCAGUCACUAAUGAUCAGAGCUACAUGUAUUAUGCAUACCAUCGCCAGUCAAAUAUUUUCUAAGUACAUGUAAUUGUUAGUAUUUUAAUUAUUACAGCUGAGGCACAUCCAACUAUUCUGCUUCCCAUAGCAUCACAGUAUCCUCUAUUAGACAUAAACAAGGAAUCAUGCAUGUAAUUCAGUUUUGCUUCUUUGCUUCUUGUCUGAAGUUCAGUCUUCAUUGAGAAGCCCAGUUUCUGUACUACAAAAGAGCGUAUUGUUAUGUUUUAUCGUUGUUGCAGUGUGUUUUUUAGGGAUUGCAAAGACUGCAAAGUUGUGGUAGCCUGCCAGCAGUUCAGGUGUGUUUGCUUAAUUAACAUUUCUAAUGCAUGUAUGAAAAUUUUGUGUUGUUCUUCACUGUAUCCUGUGGUAAUGCAUUCAUUCAGUUCUAAUACAUGUAGUGAAUCUCUGUGUGGUGCUGCCUGUAAAAAUGAAAAAGGAGUAAAAUUUACACCAAGUAGCACCAUAUUUUGAUGAGUCACUAUGACAAACUAUAAUCUGUUCUACUUCUUAGAACUCGUGAUUGUAAGAAGAUGGACUUCUUUCUAUGUUGUGCUACUCAACCCAUUAUUGAGUCGUCAAGUGGAAUGAAAUUUGCUUGCUAUCAGUAUUUUUACCCUGAACUUGAAGGUAAGAAAAUUAUCAUUGGGUAGAACUGGCCAGCUGAAGUACCAGUAUACAGACAUUAUUUUAGAUAGUCACCAUCAACAUUCAAAUUAUUAUUUUUAUGUUACUUGUCCUUGAUAUGUACAAGUACUUUGCCUUUGAUUAUUAUAAGUAUUUUAUUUACAUGCAGCAUUGGUCUUCACUUAGAUAGUAUGUAAUCAAAUAAAUGGUAACAAGUGAAAUUAGGUUGUACAGUGGAACCUUGAUGAAGGGCCAAGGGACUGGCAAUUAAUUUGAUUGCUAUAAUGAGGUUUCAUUAAAAUACGUUAAAUCGAAGUUGCAAUGUAAUUCCACAUGAAAUUUCCUUGACAUUUCCACUUCAUUUUAUAACACUCAUAGAAUCUUUUAAACCUGGAUGCCAUAUUGAGACAUACAAAACAUUACCAUAGCAAUAAUAAUUAGUAUAUAUAAUAAUAAAUUUCAUAUGUGAAAUUGUUAGUUAAUGCUGGCAACACUCAUAGUAAGCAGACAGUUCUACUUUUUCUCCAGCUUCUGUAUGCAAGAUUAAAUCAUACAUUUGAGAAGUGAUGCAUUUAGUGAAAAUGAGAGACAACCAUUUUAUACAAUACAUACAUUGUACUCAACUUUAUAAUAGUUAAAUACUGUGUAGGUUGAAAAAAUCAAUUCUUUGUUCAGUACUGUUUGGAAACUUUAAUUAACUUUGUUUAAUAUACGUUAAACUGCUCAAAUUUGUCCUCCUUCAAAUAUGUACCCCUAGAAAAUACCAGCCCUCUGGGUGUUUAAAAAUAAGUGCCCCAUUCAAUUAAGCACCCCAUAACCCUCCCUCAAGAAAGAAAAAAUCACCAAAUACACAUGUAUGGUACAUACAUAAAGAAGGAUUUAGAGGACCUUAGAAGAUCAGGACUUUGAGAGCGGCGACCUUACAUAGAUUUGUGUUUCUUUUUAUGCAAAAAUGUAAAUAUGUUAUAGUUUAAACUGUUACAGUGUGCAUUUUAUUUUGACAUAAAAAUGUUUAGCCAGGUACUAAUUUGGAAAUAAUUUUACAGUGUAUGGCAAUUUUAACAAGGAGCUUUCGCUUCUCCCUCCUCCGCCAUACCACCAGAUUGGACAGAUCUGGCUGAAAAGACAAUAAUUAUUAUUAGUAACCAAAGAGGAGUUUAUUUUUCAGGUCAGUUUGAUGCAGCAAGGUUAAGCAUAUUUAAUAAUAAUUGGAGUAAACUUUAUGACUUUACACCUGCCGCUGGGGAAACCACAUGGAGCUUGUUACCAGAGGUAUUUAAGAAAACAUAAAUGGUGAAUUAUGAUAAUGAACUUAGAACAUUACCUACUUGUUCAUUAAUUCUUGGGUAAAAAUGACAUUUUCUUGUUAAAAUUAAUUUCCUUCCUCAAAGUCCUCUAUGGUGGCCGAGAAACUGCCAAUCGAGAAAUCAAUCGAGAAAUCCACAUUUUGAAGGAAUUAUUAUUUUCUAUUUCUAUCUGUAAUUAGUUUCCACUUUCUUUUUAACUUUUAUUUCAAUUCAAAAGAAAAGCGAAAGUAAAAUCAAGUAAAAUCAAAAUAAAACGAAAUGAAACCAAAGUAAAAUCAAAUAACAUCAAAAUUAAAAUCAAACAAGACGCUAUGGGAGCGUACACUUCGGCACAGUGGUUGUGCGUUAAUUGUGAAUGCGAAGGAAUAGUAAGAAAUGAUCCAAACAAAUACCCUUACUUUUCUCCUUUUGUGUAACAGACGUCUUAACGUCUUCACCGGAAGUCUGCUUGGUGCAUGACCGCGUGGCUAUAUACCCAAUUCGAUUAUAAUUUCUGUCAUAAAUAUAUUGCGCACGACGAGAUCUCAAUUCCACUUCCUUUAUUUCCUCUACAACAACACUUUCCUUAAUGUCCAGUUAACUCCACAACUUCUCCAGCAACGUAACUAACUAACAUCAGUACACUGCCUUACAAAACUUGCUGAAAAUGCACAAUCUCCACACCGAGGAGCAUUAUUUCGACCGCUGGAUUAAGAAAAAAAAAAACGCAAACACGGCAGUACAGUUCGCGUGAAAAUUAUUAUAAGGUUACUUCGGGCCGUGGUACAGAACUGAAACUUUGAUCUAUCGGCGGGGAAUAUAAUCGGCAAACUAACAAAAUUUCGGUUUUCCAUGGCGUAAAACGAAUUCCAAGCUAAAGUUCAGGGUAAAAAGAAGGUUUCGACGGUAAAAAGCCAAACUGAAACGCACUUUGGAGAAACAUAUCACGCGACAUAACAGGACACAAGCGAAGUGAGACGCACUGAAAAUUGCUCUUGUAUCUCGAUUUUCGCUCGUAUUUUGAAGCUACAAGCCCAAAUUGCUUCAAUGUUUUCUGUAAAGUACUUUUGCAGUCAAUAUUUCUAGCCAGAAUAAUAAAUAAGAGCUUGAAGAUAUCUCGAACUAAUUCCAAAGCAACCUCGGGACAUUCGGAAGCAACUUUGAUACAUUCGUGAGCGUCGCGAAUCCUUUUCUUCGCGCUCCUCCGAAGUAACAAGCCGAAAAGUCACGAACUUGCGUGCCCAAUCUUUUCCCGAAACUAGUGCAUAAUUUUAUAGCUAUUUUUGAUGCAAAUUCUAAACUACCUUGGGUCGCAGUGGCGCAAUCGGCUAAUCCCUCAACUUAGAGUCUCCUCUAAUCUGACGGGCCUCACAGAUGAGUGGGUUCAAACCCCGGGCAAGCCGAAUAAGUGAAAGAAUAAAUCAAAGAAAUCGAAGUGACCUCGAGUCUCGAACUAAUUCGGCUCUCACUUCGCCAAAUAGCCGAAUAAAACCAAAAACCUACAGACUUUGCGUGCCCAAUCUUGUCCCAAAAAAAAGCAACUUUGGUACAUUCCUGAGCGUCACGAAUCCUUUAAUUCGCGCUCCGCCGAAGAAAUAAAAUUUUCGACCCAGCCGAGCGCUGCCACCACCAGCAUGCAUUGCGUACAUCACGUAAAUUUUGUGUUGUGUGUACGACCCUUUCUCUCGAAAGCCUCUGGAAGAAGCUCGAAGAUGGCGGAUAACAGGUUUUUAUCGUGGAAGGAAGAUCACCUUAAAGGGGCGAUGCCGAUGUACGUUAAACAAGGUCUUAAACGCGAAGAAGCGAUCGAUUUUGUGCGAGCACGGCUUGCCUUAAUAAGCGCUGGAGUAUCCAAACUCUCGACAAACGUUUGCGCCAUUUCGGAGUUUGUAACAAGAACAUGGGGGGUUAUCAGGGUCAAAAUUCAGUUUUCCUGUUUUGCUGUGCUAUUUUGUUGUUUCGUUAUGAUGUUUUGUCGUUCUGUUUUAACAUUUUAUCGUUCUGUUUUAACAUUUUAUCGUUCUGUUAUUCGGGCGUAAUGUGUAAUUAUGCAAAUCUGUUGUGCUAUUUUCUUGUUUUGUUCCACAGGGGACAAGGAAAUUAAUUUUUUUGUUCUCAACAUGUAUUUUAUCUCACAGGAUACAUCAGCCCGAGUUGAAGAUCAUAUUCCUUUACCAGACACAGAGAAAUUCUCCAAUGUACAAAUUAAAUCAGAUGAACAUUUCAGUGUGAUACCAAAAACUUUGGGAACAAGAAGAAAACCCUUUGACGAGGUAUGUACUGAAUAAUCAAUCGACUAUCCGCUUGGAAUCCCCUGAUUACCUAAACAUCUUUACAUGUGUAUUAUCAAAACAUCUUGGUGUCUGGUGAUAGCGACAUUUGUAACAUAUCAAAAGAGCCGUGUGACAAAAUGUAACCAAGUUCGGCCACUGGGACUUUGGCCACCGAAUGAAGCGAAACAAAAGCAUAAUAGUUAUUUAAAACAUUAAGGAAAUGUGUACAACUGUACAAUGUAAAUAACAGAGCAAUAACGGAUUAAUAAGGCACAGAGCUGAGGGAAAUAAAUGAAAAAAGAUUAAAACGGAUUCCAGCCAAACAGUUUUUCAAAUUUUUUCUCGCUAUGGUUUGUAAGCUGAAAUUGUGUCACAUUUACAAGUACUUUUCUUGGCUAAUGUUAAGUACUUUUGCAAGUAAGAAGGAGUAAAUGGGAAUUUAUCUAGUAAAUAGAAUGAACUAACUGCUGUGCCAUGACACCCGGCUGAGCCCGCGGAGUAAUCCUUCCCUUUGGUUUCCCAUACUGCAAUGGAAAACCGCCAUAUAUGCUCCAGCAGCUAUAUACACAGUAUGGAGAGGGGAGGGCUGUAUAUCUUGUACUGGUUUUCUGAUAACGACGACUGCAAUGACUUUGUUCAGUUUUUAUUCUUUCUUUCUUUCUUUCUUUUUUUUUUCUCUCUUUCUUUUUUACGUUCUUGUUGUUCCUCUUUAGUCCUGUCUAGUGGUAUUUUUUCACAAGGAUAAUGUCAGGAAAAUUAUAAAACAACUGUUACAUGAGCAAACACAGGUAAGGCUUUUAAAGUUUCAAGGAAUAUUCUUAGUUCUUAGUAUCGCGGGGUGAUCUUUCUUGAUAAAACCUCGCUGACGAAACCGUAUGAGUUUGUCAUAAGGUCAAGGUGGCAGGUCUCUAGAAAUAACCCUGAAAUCACCGUAACAACAAAUAAAUGAAGGUGAUCGUUUCGUCAGAAACUGUGCCGCGGCGCUACAUGGGUGGGGAGUAAAACACAAAAAUUACACGUAGUUUUGUCAACUACGUUGAUCAAAUAUACAGCAUACCUGUUUUCACUGUACCCCAUGGGUCACCCCAUGGGCCUAAAGAACACCAGCAGUAAGAAAUAGAAACCUCGUGAUCUACAUAUCAAGUGACUAUAUCGUGAGACAAACGAAAUAGUUAUGUAUUAUUCUUGUAUAUUCCAUGAUGAAAAGCCAAAAGCUAGAAAUUUCCAUUUUUUCAGUACCCUCGAAUACUUUUGAUGUACUUGAGCAACGUAUUUCACUUAUUAGUAAAAUCCAUCUAGUGAUCUAUUAACAAUGCUGCGUUCUGAUUGGUUGAGCUACUUCUAGGCUAUAAUUAUGUUAUAGCCCACUUGUAGUGAAAAGCCCCGCCUUUUAGGCGGCAAAAAAGGAUCAAAGUCUAGCUUUAACUAGCUAAGUUGUUUUAUCUCGAUAUUUUUUACCAACUAGUUGGAUUUUACUAAUUAACAAUUAUUCCUCGAGCUCGAAUGGCCUCUGAGUCAAUAGCCCAUUCGGGCUCGAGGAAGAAUUGUUAAAUAUUUACACCUUAAUAUUCCUUAAAUUUUUUCGCGUCUUUGCUUUUCCCUAGAGAUCAUGUGUGUUAGUCCAAACAAAAGAAAUAACCAUGAAGCCUGAAGAUGUAUCGAGGAUAUUUCAGUCUGAAGACUACUCAGCUGCAGCCCAACAAGGUAUUUUUUAAUUAUUCCAUUGGAUUUAUACAAAAUAUUAGAUUAAACACCAAAGUUACUUUUAACCCUUGUUACACGCUGAUUGAUGUUCUACAUGCGAGGAAAACGUUUUAUUUUUAGCGAGAUGGUAGUUGCCUGCGUUGCAGCCCGGCGGCGGUCCCGCCCUCACGCAUUACAUAGCUAGUAUAGUCACGCAGACUAGAUGGUCGAAGCACGUCCAGAUUAUAUUUCUCGUGUUACCAGUGACUCCGUCUCAAAUUUUUUUGCUUUAAUAACUAUUUCUCUAGGUCCAGCUAUUGGUUUGGAGUUCAACAGCAGUGAUUGUGUACGAAUUACUACGGAAGCUGUUCGAUCGCUUUGCGGGGAUUCACUUUCCAGCAUAUAUGUCUCACCCAAUCCAAUGAAAGCAUCACAAGAUAUAGAUGCCUUUUAUAACUUUGUCGACAUGUCCAUGACUUAGGUAGCACUCAGACGGAUGGAUCCCUUUAUUUGGUGUUAUGUCCCUUUUUCACCUCGAGCAAUCCCUCAUUUGGCAAAGAGGAUAUACGGAACAAAAGCUCCCAUUGAGAUAGAAAUACGUUUGACUUGUUUUUCUUUCUUAUUAUCUUUUUUGAUGAUGCGAUCCGGCCGAAUUUGGCGACACAGUCGUAUUUAUCUCUUGGUAGCAUAAUGGUUCAUUUCGAUGGUUACUCCGUUGAAUUUCUGAAUAUACCAUCACAUGGUAACUCUAUACGAGAAACUUCACCCUGUCUUUCUCUACUCAGUUUUGGGUACUGAGAACUUAGGUCCCUGCGAUGGACUAGUAUUUCCCUCAUUCGCCUGUGUGUGUGUUUGUAUUGAGCAGGAGGGGGGGGGGCAGUACCCGCAGAUGCUUUAUGUUUUAACCGCCUUUUGUCAUGCGUCUUUACCUCUUUUAUUCUAUUGCGCCAUUCCCGUAGUAAUAGCCUAAAGUCACCCGUAGAUAUUUCUUUGAAGGAGGACAUUCUAGACAAUCGGACUUGAUUAAAAUUUUUAGGCCAAAUGUUGAGUCCACCAUGCGGCGACCACAGCCACCAACACACGGUUUAAAACUGAUUUGUUGGUGAAAUCGACAAGUGUUGUACCAUUUUUUCAGCGAAUGUUGAAACGUAGUAUCACCACUGAAAAUAGGCCAUUCAACGUGUAGAACUUGGUUUGGAACAAGAAUGGAGAUGGGCUCUAUUUCGUUCAUCACGUUGCAGCCAUAUUAGCAACCAAAGCUACAUUUCAACCGUAUGACUCUGAGUCAACGCCGGCUUAAUGAGAAAACAUGGACUUAGAUUUCGUUCCUAUAGACAGAAGGUUGUUGACAUCACUGAAGUUACAAUUUAAAAUGUGAAGUUUGAAAAGGUGAAUUUUCUUUAUUUAUUCAUAUGAAAAUAUAUUGCAAGUAUAACAAGUAGAAGUAUAUAAACUAAAACAGCUUUUCCGUUUGGGUGUUUCUUGGCAACAGUAUAGCCUUAGCUCUUCGAGUUUCUUUGGAGAAACCACUGCUCACAGGGUAUUUUCUCUUAAGAUUAGUAUUAGUGUUACUCAAUCGUAGCUUUUUAUUUGUUUAGCAUUAGUUUAUAAUGCUAAGUUUUGUUGCUAUAAACUGUUAAUUUAAGUAUGGAUCAAGGAACUUAAUAAUUUAUUACCUUAUUUUGUACUCGGGAACAGCCAUAUUUUGUAGUAUCUUCACGUCUUAGUUUAUAAUAAUUUCCGCCAUAAAAGAGCUAUAUUUUGUAAAUUAGUAUUCUCAAAUAUCGAAACUUUGUAAUGCGGUCGGCUAUAGUAUCCAUAACUGAUGGUAAGCAGCAAUUAUUUCUGCUUUCGUUUGUGUUUUUGUCGGUAUCUCUGUAGUACUCAUCAAAAAUAUAUUAAAAAAUAUUUCUUUGUUCAGUCCUCAUAGUGUCCAGGGAGGC
Porites lobata is the source of this 9602-nucleotide messenger RNA. Lineage: Eukaryota; Metazoa; Cnidaria; Anthozoa; Scleractinia; Poritidae. The record is from the annotation of a GenBank genome assembly.